Molecule: messenger RNA, 3234 nt
Organism: Acanthoscelides obtectus
Lineage: Eukaryota; Metazoa; Arthropoda; Insecta; Coleoptera; Chrysomelidae
Source: the annotation of a GenBank genome assembly
AUUCGCUUUCAUUCCAAACAAUCUGUUCCAAACACAUUACUACAAUAAAGUCAUAAAGUGGUUUUCAGCAGAAAUUUUAAAAUGUUCAAUGGUUUCUUGACGCAAAAAUGAAUGCAGAAGUUGAAGAUAACAUCAGGAAGAAUGUUACUUGGGCUCAUCUUCCAGCACAUCUUAAACAGAUUUUAGGCAAUAGUUCUAAGGAGUAUGACCGAUAUGUAGUGAAUUUCAGCAUAAAGAAUCAGCUUCGAUAUAGAGGAAACCUAGUUCGUCAUGUCUUUAGAGAUGAGAAGCGGUAUUAUGAGCAUAUUAUUGGCUAUAGUAGGGAAAAGCUUAUGCUGUUUCCAUAUCACCUAGCUGAUAUGGUGGUGAAAGGUUUAAGGAUGACACCAUUCAACUAUUAUAUUUUGGUUGUAGAGAAGUUAAUGCUUGCAGAAAAAAGUUAUGAUACAUUGCCUAAUUUUACAGCAGCUGAUUGUUUAAGGUUAUUGGGUAUAGGUCGCAAUGAGUAUAUUGAACUGAUGAAUAAAUCCCGUUCCAAUAGAGGUAGGCUGUUUGGUAGGAAGAAUGUUAGAAUUUUGUUACCUAGAGUACCAUGUGAUAUUCAUAUAGAACCUUGGUGGAGAGUCGAAAUAGGACUUGUGCUAGAGGAAGAUGUUAAAAUGGUGAAUGAAGAAGAGCUAGCACUCCUUGACAAACUUAUAGAUUAUGGUUCCCAAAAUGCUGGUGAUUUAGAUUAUCAUGUUGUUCUUUCAUUAUAUAAGAAAGGCUUAAUCUACUUAGAUGUACCCAUAACUGGAGCUGAUAGAGUACAAGUACCUCCAUUGCAAGGUUUUGUCAUGAACAGAAUUCUGGGUGAUUAUUUUGAAACUUUGCUGUACAAAAUAUUUGUGUCAAUAGAUGAACACACAACAGUAGGAGAGCUUGCCAGUGUGUUAGAAGUAGAGACAGAGUUGGUAAAACAGGCAGUGUCAUUAUAUUGUAGGCUGCAGUUUGCCAGGAAGUUGAAUCAAGAUGAGCAGGAAAGGAAAUGGCAUCCAUCAUGGACAAAUAUUCCUGUUCAGAAUGAUAAGAACAUGGAUAUUACUCCGUUAACCUUGGCCCUUACCCCUACGCAUACCUCGCCAAUCCCUUCAUCCCCGACAGGACUACCUGAUCCCCCAGACAGUCCAGCUGCGUCGACUACUCGAUCUGGACGUAGAGUUGCCUUCCUGUUUGAUUCUGCUCUGACCGCGUUUUUAAUGAUGGGCAACUUAUCUCCAGGAUUGAAGAGACAUGCAGUCACCAUGUUCGAGGUGGGCAAGCUAUGUGACGAGAGUCUGGACAGCUUUUUGGCCGAGUUGGAGAAGGUGUCUGUUUUGGACGCAGAAGGAGAAGGUGAGGCAAGAAGGUUCUUUGAUCAUGCUGUAAUCCUAAGAUCCACAGUGCUGGCACUGAGGAAAUUACCAGGUCCAGGUUUAGAUUUAGUAAGAUUAGAAAGCCUGCACUCGUUAGAUGAGGCUACAUGUUCCAGAUUGUUACAAAAGAAGUACAAGUUACUAGUCUCCAUGGCUCCUCUGAGUAGAGAAGUUCGACCAGUUACCAGUUUAUCUCCCCCACAUCUUGGCCCUGCAGUACCUGAAGUCAACAGCUUGUGGUUCAAAAUGUUUUUGUACCACAUGACUGGCUAUGGACCACCAUCUUUACUUCUCACAAAGGGCACAACAUUAAAACAACUGCCACGAAUGUUUUUAGGCUUUAGUCGACUUCUGGUGACAUCUUGGUUGCAUGAACCAGCAGUCAUUCCAAUCGCCAAUAUUUUGUAUGUGAAUGCUACUCUGCAAUUUGCAUCUGUCCUCAUACAAGCGUAUGGCGUUAUGCGACCUGCGGAAACACAAGUGGUUCCAUUUCCAUUCAAAAAGAGUGUAAAUAACAGGCCUAAUGAGGUACUAUUUCACAAUCAUGGCUCAGUGAAGUGUUUGAGUGAAGUAGUAAAUUUGGAGCAUAACUGUGGAUACUUAACAUUUGUAAAUAUUGGAAUUCUAGAUUUUGGUUGUAAGAACAGAGAGAAGGUUGUGAGGUUAGGCAGAACUGUAAAAAAUGGUGCUGUAGGGUCAGCAAAGCAAGUACAAAGAAAAACGGAAAACAAUAACCAAGAAGAACCAUUGUCAAUUACAAACGAAAACUUUAGCUUUAAGACGGAAACUACGCCGAAGAAAACUCUAGAUAAACCUGUGGAAGAUGACAAGAAGUUACAGUCUCCUGUGGAAAGUCAUUUUGCAUUAACACCGGUCACCAAUAGUCAGUCUUCCUCUCCUGCAAAUGGUUUUACCAGCCAGGAAGGAAAUAACUUGCUCCAAGAAGAGUUGGAUCAGUUGGCGAUAGACGAAACCGACAACGUGAGAACUGAUAACAUGCUUUCUCUAACUCUGAAGAACAGUGUGUCGGUAGAUGGUUUGCUAAGCCCAAUGGAAGAAAACAUAAGUAUGUUUAGUAGAGACGAAGGUAGUGCUGUGAAGAGCAGUGAUGGGUCCGUGAAAGAUGAUAAAAAAGAGAAGAAUAGUACAGAUGAAGAUAGAGCUGAGGUCUGGACACUGCUAGAUUGUCAUUUUGGAGUGCCACUGUUUGACGUGAACGCAAAUACUAAUAUCUGUGAUAGCAUUGUGUCUGGAGGGUUAGCGGAAGCAGCAAGCCUCGAACAGCUGGUUGAAUCUAGCCGAAAGUUGGGAUCAGCAUUGCUGGAUUUCAUUUCACAAUGUCAGUACUAUCCAGGGGAAAAUAUGGAGAUCCUCAAACGCGGAAGAUUAGUGCCAUUACCAAGACAUAACUUGGUUUUCGAUAAUGGACGAGUGAGCGAAUGGUCAGGUAAAUGAAAAUCAAAGAAUCGUGGAUGUGAACUUUAUUUUUGAGUUGUUGAAGCACUAGAAGUGAAAUAUAUCUUAUAUAUCUAAGGCAAUAACGCGUGGAAGUGCAAAGUACCAUUGUUUUUAUUUUUAUGAAUUAAUCUACUGUUGUUAUAGUUUUUUGUGUAAUCUAUUGAAGCAUUGUAUUUUUUAAUAUGCUUAUCUAAGAGUGUUGGCAUUUACAGUACUUAAUUAACGUGUAUAACAGUUCGUUUCAAAUGUUGCUUUAUGUUGAAAAUCAGGGAGGUCAAUAAUUUUUUUACUGUUUACAUCCCAACAUCAUAUCUACAGUAUUAAAGUCAUUCCUUUGUAUUUAUUGAAAGUUUUAAACAUAAAUAUAUUUGUAUUGUUAUUA